Messenger RNA from Erythranthe guttata (spotted monkey flower), 2071 nucleotides. It is a transcript of the gene CT-BMY, whose product is annotated as chloroplast beta-amylase. The record is from RefSeq and is a predicted model, not a curated record. Gene Ontology annotation, biological process: polysaccharide catabolic process. Gene Ontology annotation, molecular function: beta-amylase activity. Lineage: Eukaryota; Viridiplantae; Streptophyta; Magnoliopsida; Lamiales; Phrymaceae.
CCCUUCAUAUUUCUUACAUCUCUCUUUUCCACUUUUCCUCUACAUCUCUCUUUUCCAUUACAUCUCUUAUUUUUCUCAAAAGCACAAAAAGAAAAAAAGAAAAAAAAAAAAAGAAAAGAAAAGAAAAAAAAUGGCUUUAGCACUUCAUUCUUCAACUCCUCUUAUAAAUCUAAAAGAAAAUAGAGGUUUUAGAAACCCCGAUGAUUCGUCUACUACAGUCGGCUUCGCCAAAAUGAAGCCAACAUGUCAGCUUCGAGCUAAGAAUUCAACACAAGAAUCUCAAAUCUCACGAACAGAAAGAGAGAGAAGCUUCUCACAUACUAUACACGAGCUGCAGAGGGAGAAACUUCACGGGAUGGCAAGUCCUCACAGCCAUAGUUCGACUAAUGUGAGGGUGCCUGUUUUUGUGAUGCUACCACUCGACACGGUAUCGAUAGGUGGGAGUCUCAACAAAUCGAGAGCUAUGUUUGCUAGUUUGAUGGCAUUAAAGAGUGGUGGUGUCGAAGGCGUUAUGGUUGACGCGUGGUGGGGCCUCGUUGAGAAAGACGGGCCUAUGAAAUACAAUUGGGAAGGCUAUGCUGAGCUUAUAAAGAUGGUUGAAAAGUUAGGCCUCAAGAUUCAAGUUGUCAUGUCUUUUCAUCAGUGUGGUGGAAACGUUGGAGAUUCUUGCAGUAUUCCUCUACCUCCGUGGGUGCUUGAAGAGAUAAGCAAAAAUCCGGACCUUGUCUACACAGAUAAAUCAGGUAGACGCAACCCCGAAUACAUAUCAUUGGGCUGCGACUCGCUCCCUGUUCUUAGAGGAAGAACACCGAUUCAGGUCUAUUCCGAUUUCAUGACGAGUUUUAGAGAGAGAUUCAAGGCCUACCUGGGUGAGGUCGUAGUGGAAAUCCAAGUAGGAAUGGGACCUUGUGGAGAGCUAAGAUAUCCAUCCUAUCCCGAAAGCAACGGCACCUGGAGAUUCCCGGGAAUAGGUGAAUUCCAAUGCUAUGACAAGUAUAUGAGAGCGUCAUUAGCAGCAGCAGCAGAGGCAAUCGGAAAGGACGACUGGGGAAGAGGUGGGCCCCACGACGCCGGACAGUACAAUCAAUUCCCAGACGACACUGGGUUCUUCCGCAAAGAUGGUACAUGGAACAGCGAAUACGGACACUUCUUCUUGGAAUGGUAUUCCGGUAAUUUAAUCAACCACGGAGAGAAAAUACUCGCAGCAGCCGAAAGAGUAUUCGAAGGGACCGGAGCUAAACUCUCCGGCAAAGUGGCAGGAAUUCACUGGCAUUACAAGACGAGAUCGCACGCAGCGGAACUGACAGCAGGUUACUACAAUACUAGGCACAGAGACGGUUACCUGCCAAUAGCAAGAAUGCUGUCCAAACACAGGGUUGUCUUAAACUUCACGUGCAUGGAGAUGAAAGAUGGAGAGCAGCCGAACGAAGCUAACUGCUCGCCCGAAGGACUUGUUAGGCAAGUCAAGAUGGCUACUAAGACUGCGAGAAUUGAUCUUGCUGGAGAGAAUGCACUAGAGAGGUACGAUGGAGGGGCUUACUCGCAGGUUUUGGAAACGAGCAGGUCCGAUUCAGGAAACGGGCUGAGUGCGUUUACUUAUUUAAGGUUGAACAAGCGGUUAUUCGAACCGGAGAAUUGGAGGAACUUGGUUGAGUUUGUGAGGAGCAUGUCCGAAGGUGGUCAAAGGACGAGGCUCCCGGAUAGUGACAGGAUUGGAAGCGACCUGUUUGUCGGAUUCGUCAAACAGAGUAAUGUCAGAAAGACCAUAAGCGAAGUUGCGCUUGUGUUAUGAUAUAUAUACGAGUUUGUUAAAGACAUAAAAUAAUAUCUAUUACACAGCUUGAGGCAACUCUACAUAAGGUGUCCAAGACAGUGGGAAAUUUUUAUGGAUAUUUAGUUACAUAUCUUGUUCAAGGAAAUAACGUAUAUUUCAUUUCCUGCGCAAAUGUCUCAAUAUCUUUUUUUUUCUUCUUUUUCUUUUUAUUUGUCGAAAUACAUAGGAUAUUACGAUCUCGAUGUCUAGGAUUUUGUUGAUGAUGUAUUUAAUAUUAUACAUAUAUUUGUGAUCCUU